Fraxinus pennsylvanica is the source of this 708-nucleotide messenger RNA. The record is from the annotation of a GenBank genome assembly. NCBI's taxonomy places the organism in Eukaryota, Viridiplantae, Streptophyta, Magnoliopsida, Lamiales, Oleaceae.
AUGGGUUCCUUACUGCUGCAAUCGCCCACAGUGGCGAUGGGUUCAGUAUCCCGCCACCGAAGCCUCCGCCUGCCUUUGUUUCACAUGCCGUCGAUAGACUACUACCACCACCACCAUGAACAACCACAACGUCAGAGGACGAGGCGGAGGAUUGGAGGCCGCGUAUUUGUGAAUAAGGAAGACACUGGCACCGAAAUGAGCGUCACUAGUUCCACUCCAUUACCACAAGGAGCAGACAGUGACCCAGAUCUUCAGGACCUUGAAUAUGUCUCCCAAAUCAAAAGAGUUUUGGAGCUUCUAAGGAAAAAUAGAGACAUGCUCUUCAAUGAGGUUAAGUUAACUGAUGAAUUGGCCGCUGUUUUAGUAGAAGUAAAUGAAGGUAAAAUUCCAAAAGAUCGUGUAGCUUUGCAGAUGCUGGCUGAAGAAAUUACGCAAUGGCCUAGUUUAAAGGUUGAAAUAACACCAAAGAAGAAACGGCCUGGAAAAUCUUUAUAUGCAAAAGUCACAGACACAGGUAUUGAUCCACGAGAGGCUGCCAAGAGACUGAAUAUUGAUUGGGAUUCAGCUGCUGAGAUUGAGGAUGCUGAGGCAGAUGAAGUGGAAGUGCCAUCGGCGGUGGGAUAUGGAGCUUUAUACCUGGUUACAGCAUUUCCAGUCAUUAUUGGCAUCUCUGUAGUGCUCAUUCUAUUUUAUAAUUCUCUCCAAUAA